AUGUCGAAAGAGCCACAAAUUACCAUCAGGAAAGCCGGACGGGACGAGGUGGAUUUCAUAUUGUCCGAUGUGGACUUGGCGCUAGCCAACUCAUUGAGAAGAGUGAUGAUUGCCGAGAUCCCCACGCUUGCUAUCGACCUUGUGGAGGUGCAGGUAAACACGUCUGUGCUUGCGGACGAGUUCAUUACACACAGACUCGGGCUGAUUCCGCUCGAGAGUGAGGACAUCGAGCAGUUAAAAUACACGAGAGACUGCACGUGCGAAGACCACUGUGACAAGUGUUCGGUGACUCUGGAGCUCAGGGCGAACUGCGAGACGGACGAGACGAUGAACGUCUACUCGAGCCACUUCAUCAUAGUGUCUGGGAACUCGGGCUUGAACCUCGGGAACCCGGUGAUCAGAGACCCAAUGAAGAAGGGAAUUCUUAUCUGCAAGUUAAAGAAACACCAGCAGUUGCACGUGAAAUGCAUUGCCAAGAAGGGGAUCUCCAAGGAGCAUGCGAAAUGGUCUCCGUGCUCCGCCAUCGGAUUCGAGUACGACCCUUAUAACAAGCUCAAACACACAGACUACUGGUACGAGGAGAGCGUCGAGAAGGAGUGGCCUAUGAGCGCCAACGCCGAGUGGGAAGAGCCUCCGAUUUCGGGAGAAAAAUUCGACUACAUGGCCAAGCCAGAGAAGUUCUACAUCAACCUCGAGACCACUGGGGUUUUGAAGCCAAACGAGGUUUUCAGCAAGGGUUGCACGGAGUUGCAGAAGAAAAUAGCCAACAUUGUUUUCGAACUUGGGAAGUUGGACCAGCAGUCGCAGAAUACCGAGGGAAAUCUGGAAAUGACCAACGGCUACUACGGCACCAAUGCCACUGCUGCCAACCCGAACGCUGCCAACAACUACGGUGGAUACGAUGGAUACAACGCUCGUGGUCCCAAUGGACAGGAGGGCCAGCGCACGACGUACGGCGGGGAGACAAGCUACGGCGGGACGCAGUACGGUGGCAACACUCAGUAUUACAACGACGGCUCCACUGGUAGAUGGUAG
This is a messenger RNA of Pichia membranifaciens NRRL Y-2026, 1035 nucleotides long. RefSeq lists its product as hypothetical. Gene Ontology annotation, molecular function: DNA-directed RNA polymerase activity; protein dimerization activity. The coding region runs from base 1 to 1035 and encodes 344 amino acids. Gene Ontology annotation, biological process: DNA-templated transcription. Gene Ontology annotation, cellular component: RNA polymerase II, core complex. The record is from RefSeq and is a predicted model, not a curated record. NCBI's taxonomy places the organism in Eukaryota, Fungi, Ascomycota, Pichiomycetes, Pichiales, Pichiaceae. The transcript has a single exon.